Messenger RNA from Pseudogymnoascus destructans, 2194 nucleotides. RefSeq lists its product as uncharacterized. Gene Ontology annotation, biological process: secondary metabolite biosynthetic process. Gene Ontology annotation, molecular function: flavin adenine dinucleotide binding; oxidoreductase activity, acting on CH-OH group of donors. The record is from RefSeq and is a predicted model, not a curated record. NCBI's taxonomy places the organism in Eukaryota, Fungi, Ascomycota, Leotiomycetes, Thelebolales, Thelebolaceae. The transcript is spliced from 4 exons. The coding region runs from base 185 to 2194 and encodes 669 amino acids.
AGGAGAGUGAGUACAUAGAGCCUGCGUUUCGCUGUCAUGGGGAAGAGAUCAUCAAGCAAGUGAUUUCGUUGACUUCAUCUUCAUUCUCUUAUCCCCAUUGUCUUUUUCUUUCUCCUUCAUCGUUUGGGUUAGUUCGCCCCUUUUCCAAUACCCACCCAAGGCGAGUCGCCACCAUUCAUCAACAAUGAAGCAUAUCACCACUACCACUCUCCUCUCCUCCCUCCCACUCAUACUCCCCGUCUUCUCUACCCCCGUCUCCACUCCACACUACACAAACCACAAACCACCAGGCCACCUUCUCGGUUCCUCCUUCGGCGUUCCGGGGCCCCAAACGUUCGACUAUGUGGUCAUUGGCGGCGGCACCGCCGGCCUCGCCCUCGCAAGCCGCCUAAGCGAGAACCCCAACUGGACCGUCGCUGUCGUCGAGGCAGGCGGCUUCUAUGAGACGGAUAACGGCAACGUGAGCCAGGUUCCGUUAUUUGCGAGCAUAGGCUCGGAUAAGACGGCCGCGAAUUAUAACCCGUUGGUUGAUUGGGGGUUCAUGACUGAGCCACAGACGGUGGGUUACCCCUUUUGGCUAUCCGUUUGUCUUUCGGAUUUUCGUCCUUGUGCGCCACUUGGGUGCAAAGGAACGUCGUCAGUGGAAUUAUAUGCUGAUGUUAUGCUGGAACAGGGUGCUAACAACACCUCUGUGCAUUAUGCGCGAGGUAAGUGUCUGGGGGGCAGCUCGGCUCGGAACUAUAUGGCCUACCAGCGCGGGACAGUCGAGUCGUUCGACCUCUGGGCGACGCUUGUGGGCGACAAAUCGUACUCGUGGCGCUCUUUCCUGCCAUACCUUCAGAAGAGCGUUCACUUCACUCCACCCCCUGCCGGCAAACGAGCCGCCAACGCAACAGCAGCGGUUGAUCUCAAGACCAUCGGCCCGAACAACGGGCCUGUUUCGCUGACCUUCUCCAACUAUGCCAUGGGCAUUAGCAGCUAUGUGCAGAAAGGCUUUGCAGAGAUUGGGAUCCGUCCCACGAACGGAUUUGCUAGUGGCACACUGAAUGGGUCGAGCUACGUGCUCGAAACGAUCGAUGAAAGCACACAGAUUCGAGAGAGCUCCGAGACGGCAUUCCUGACGCCGGCGCUGGGAAGAGAUAAUUUAAUUGUAUUUGCGCAUACCCUGGCGAAAAAAGUGUUGUUUGAUAGCCAGAAAAGGGCCACCGGUGUGAGUGUUGAGACUGGCGGGAAGGUGUAUAAGCUCAGUGCGAAGAAUGAGGUUGUGCUUUCGGCGGGUGCGUUUCAAAGUCCGCAACUGCUGAUGGUAUCGGGCGUUGGGCCAAAGGCAACGCUGGAUAAAUUCAAUAUCCCCCUGGUGAAGAACUUGCCAGGCGUGGGGCAGAAUAUGUGGGACCAUGUGUUCUUCGGCCCCAGCUAUAAGGUCAACGUUAUCACAGGGUCAGCACUCGCGAGACCUGGAUUCGCGAAGAAAGCCGUGACAGACCUUCUCGAAAAGCAAUCCGGCAUCCUUACCAACUCCGGUGGGGAUUUCUUCGCAUGGGAGAAGCUUCCACCCACCAGCCGCGCCGCCCUCCCAGACUCCGACCGUAAAGCCCUCGCCUCCUUCCCCGCGGACUGGCCCGAGCUCGAAUACCUUACUGUCGGCGGCUACAUGGGAGAUAAUGUGGAUUACACCACCGGCCCCUCUGACGGCUUCAACUAUGCCACCGUGGUCGCCGCUCUCGUCGCGCCCCUUUCCCGCGGCACCGUCUCCAUCCGCUCCAACGACACUUCUGACGCUCCCGUGAUCGACCCGCAGUGGCUGACGCACCCUACGGACCGUGCUGUUGCAAUAGCUGCACAGAAGCGGUUGAGGGAGCUGUUUGCAACGAAGGCGAUGAAGGGGGUUGUGCUGGGGGAUAGGGUGUAUCCUCCUGCGACGAAGGGGGGUGAGACCGAUGCGCAGUUAUUGGCGGAGGUGGGGGCGGGCUUUAAUACGGUGUGGCAUGCGGCGUGUACGUGUAAGAUGGGGAAGAAGGAAGAUGAGAUGGCGGUGGUGGAUGGGAAGGCGAGGGUGUUUGGAGUGAGGGGAUUGAGGGUGGUGGAUGCGAGUUCGUUUGCGCUGUUGCCGCCGGGGCAUCCGGUAAGCGCUAUUUAUGCGUUGGCAGAGAAGAUUGCGGAUGAUAUUAAGAAGGAUCCGGUGGUUGUGUAG